Pyrus x bretschneideri (Chinese white pear) is the source of this 960-nucleotide messenger RNA. Its product is annotated as histone H2A, sperm-like. The record is from RefSeq and is a predicted model, not a curated record. Gene Ontology annotation, cellular component: nucleosome. Gene Ontology annotation, molecular function: DNA binding; structural constituent of chromatin; protein heterodimerization activity. The transcript has 2 exons. Bases 154 to 744 code for a protein of 196 amino acids. Lineage: Eukaryota; Viridiplantae; Streptophyta; Magnoliopsida; Rosales; Rosaceae.
CGUAUAAAAUCACGGAUCGCCCAGGUGGCGCAUUUCCCUAUAAGAACCACCGGCCAAAUUCCGCAAUUCCGAAAUUCAAAAUCAUAGCGCUGCGAAGCCCUUGAACUUUCCCUCCAAAACGAUCGUUUCACUUGUAAACCCGUGAGCGAAGAAAUGGUCGCCGCGAUCAGCGGAGGCUUCGGUGGCAGGAAAGGCGGAGGGAGGAAGAAGGUGACUAAAUCGUCCCGGGCUGGCCUGCAAUUUCCGGUGGGUCGGAUCGGCCGUUUUCUGAAAGCCGGUCGCUACGCCCAGCGCAUCGGCGCCGGGGCUCCGAUUUAUCUGGCUGCUGUUCUCGAAUACCUCGCUGCUGAGGUUCUGGAAUUGGCUGGGAAUGCGGCACGUGACAACAAGAAGAGUCGAAUCACCCCGCGGCACGUGCAAUUGGCAGUGAGGAACGACGAGGAGUUGGGAAAGCUUUUGAAAGGAGUGACCAUCGCCAGCGGCGGUGUGCUUCCACAUAUAAACCCCGUUUUGCUUCCGAAGCCGACCUUCAACGGCGGUGAUGCCAAAAAGAAGGCUGCCAAGUCUCCCAAACCCGCCAAGAUCGUCGCCGAUAUCUGUUCCGCUCCCGCCGCUGAAAUUGCUCCCAACCCGCCUGCGGCGGUUGCCGAUUCAGCUUCUGAUGUUGCGGAAAAUGUCCCCAAUUCCCCCAACGCCCCGAGGAGCCCGUCGUCUGAUGUUUCUGGUUUAUCAACAACUACAUGAUCAUGAAUGUCAGUGACUGAGUAGGGAAGUUAGGUAAUUUGGUCUGUGUUUUGGAUUUUGGUUAAUGGGUAAUCACUGGUUUAGUGAGUAGUGCUCAAAUGGGACUUGUAGAGGGUUGGAUAUACUCUGGGCAGCCUCCAAUGGAUUUUUCUUGCUUUUGUGAAUGGAAAUGGUGAUCAAAAUGCAACCUUUUUGGUGAAAAGUUGACUUUUCGAA